AUGGAUAAUAAUAGUACUAAGGAACAAGAUGAUGAUAAUAAUAAUAAAGUGUCGAUAAAUUUGGAUCAUUCAUCAUCUCAUUCGCAUGAAUCAAGUGUAACGAAUGAUGUUGAUCAUAUCUAUUUUCAAAGUUAUGAUAAUUUUCAAAUUCAUGAAUUAAUGUUAAGAGAUCGGGCGCGAGUAUCAGCAUACUAUGAUGCGAUCAUGAAAAAUAAACAUUUAUUCCAAGAUAAAGUUGUUUUAGACGUCGGCUCAGGAACAGGUAUUUUAUCAAUGUUUGCAGCAAAAGCUGGAGCUAAGCGAGUUUAUGGUGUCGAUGUUUGUCCAAAUAUAUGCAAGAUAGCCAAUGAACUUGUCAGAUAUAAUUGUUUACAAGAUGUUGUACAAAUAAUUAAUAAACAGAUAGAACAUGUAAAAUUGGAUGAUUAUGUUGAUAUUAUCAUUUCAGAAUGGAUGGGAUUUUAUCUUUUUCACGAAUCGAUGUUGGAAUCGAUUAUUUAUGCUCGUAAUAAUUUUUUUCGACCAUCACCAUCUCCUGAUAUCUCCGACGAUAUAGAUGGAACAACUUCAGGAGAUAAUUCAAUAAUAUUUCCUUCUCAUGCAUAUUUAUAUUGUGCACCGUUUGUCGAUGAUAAAGUUCGUUGUGAAAAACGUACAAUGUGGAUGGAUUAUUUUGAUUUGAAUAUGACACCAUUAUUGAAAUAUAUACCAAAUUCGUCGUUAACUGAAUGUGUUAUUCAAACAAUUGAAAAUCAACAAUUAGUACAUGAUCAACAACUAGUUUAUUCAAUUGAUUUAAAAACUGUUAAACAUGAUGACAUUCGACAAAUUAAGUCAUAUUGUGAAUUCUAUAUUGAAGAAGAUUGUAUUAUUUCCGGAUUUGCAUUUUGGUUCGACUGUUAUUUUUCAUCCAAUAAUUUUAAUAUAAUACAUUCAGCUGUUCUAAGUACAUCACCUGCUGCUGAAAAAACUCAUUGGCAACAAUCAUUAGUAUUGCUAAAUGAUAAUAUUUACCCGGUUAAAGGUGAUAUUAUACCUGUACAUAUUAAAUUAAAACAACAAAAACAAAAUCAUCGACAGUAUAAACUUAGUCUUGUGUUGAAAAACAUUGAAAAUACCACGAAAUACGUUAAAGAUGAUGAUACAACAAGUACUGCAAGUGUUGACGAUGAUGCAUCAGAUAAUAAAAGAAAAAGAAGACGACGACGGCGGAAGUCAUCAGUGAUAUCUUUAACAAAACCUGCAGCAAAAGUUAAAACAAAAACAUCUAUGAGUGACAGUGAUAAUGAUGAAAGAGAUCAAUCACCAACAAGCAAUAGUAGUACAAGUAUUGAUGAAGACAAUAUGCAAGUUGAAGCACAUCCAGUACCAUGUUUAUGUGAUAGCACACGCUGUAAAUUGAUUAGAGCUAUUAUUGAUAAAUAUGAAGAAGAAAAUAUUGUAGGAUAA
Didymodactylos carnosus is the source of this 1449-nucleotide messenger RNA. The record is from the annotation of a GenBank genome assembly. Lineage: Eukaryota; Metazoa; Rotifera; Eurotatoria; Philodinida; Philodinidae.